Messenger RNA from Cheilinus undulatus (humphead wrasse), 1793 nucleotides. RefSeq names its product solute carrier family 31 member 1 (gene slc31a1). Gene Ontology annotation, biological process: copper ion transmembrane transport. NCBI's taxonomy places the organism in Eukaryota, Metazoa, Chordata, Actinopteri, Labriformes, Labridae. Bases 9 to 779 code for a protein of 256 amino acids. The record is from RefSeq and is a predicted model, not a curated record. Gene Ontology annotation, molecular function: copper ion transmembrane transporter activity. The transcript is spliced from 5 exons. Gene Ontology annotation, cellular component: membrane.
ACUACGUCAUGACGUACGGAAGCGUCUCCGCGGAGAGGGAGACGGUAAAGAGAAGUUCGGCACGAGCGACUUUCUUCUUCUUUCUUCUUUUCUUCUUCGUCUGUUGGUCUGCGCUCAGCUCGGAGGGUCGGACUCCGGAGACGGAAGAGUCCAGCAGAGUCCAGAGGAGUCCAGCAGAGUCCAGCAGAGUCCAGGAGAGUCCAGACAUGGACCAGACCAUGGGGACCGACCACGCCCACCACCACCAUCAUCAAACCAUGCCCCCGCCCACAACCAGCGGACAUGACCACGGAGGAGGACACGGAGGAGGAGAGCACGAAGGACACGGAGGGAUGGCGAUGACCUUCUACUUUGGCUAUGAGAACGUGGAGCUGCUGUUCACCGGUCUGCUCAUCAACUCACCUGGAGAGAUGGUGGGGGCGUGUAUCGGUGUCUUCCUAUUGGCCGUCCUGUACGAGGGGCUGAAGAUGGGCCGUGAGGCGCUGCUGCGCCGCAGUCAGGUCAACGUCCGCUACAACUCCAUGCCUCUGCCCGGGGCCGAUGGGACGGUCCUGAUGGAGACGCACAAGACUGUCGGACAGCGGAUGCUAAGCCCCGCCCACUUCCUGCAGACCUUCCUCCACAUCGUCCAGGUGGUCGUCAGCUACUUCCUGAUGCUGGUCUUCAUGACCUAUAACGCCUACCUCUGCAUCGCCGUGGCGGCGGGCGCGGGCAUGGGCUACUUCCUGUUUAGCUGGCGAAAGGCGGUGGUCGUGGACAUCACAGAACACUGCCAUUAGCCGCUAGCUAGCCACCGUUAGCUAGCAUCUGUAGUUUUGAUUUCUGCUGAUCACAAUCAAUAAAGGCUAACUCACCUGUCCACUCUAUGUUAGCGUGCUAGCUAACCAGUGUUAGCACUAGAGGACGACACUAAGGUAACCAUGGUAACAGCCUGCUGUAGGUUAAUGUGCACACUAACGUCUGUAGUUAGCAAUGGUUUAAUGAAUCUCCACCGGCCAAUCACAGUUCAGAUCAGCUCAGAGGACUCUGAUUGGCCAAAAUCUCCUUUUUGUUUAUUUGUAACUUUAGUGCCAUAACACCUGAGGGCUAGCACUGCUAGCUCAGACAUUAGCACACUUAGAAUUCAUUCAUUUAUCAGUUAGCUUUGUUAGCAUGUAGCUAAAGAGACCCUUCAAAAUAAAACGCCAACAUUUAUCUACAAAAUAAAACAUUUAAAGUUUCGUUUUGACAGAAAUGAAGUUUUUUUAAGUUUUUGUUUCUACUUUUUUAUGUUUGUGAGCCAAUCAGAGCUCAGAGGUUUUUCAGAAUAAAACCCGUUUCCUCUUUGAAUAUAAACAUAAAAAUAAAGAUUUAAACCAUGAACAGCGUCUCCACCGCCGGCCUUAAGCCACGCCUCCUGCCUUAACCACCUGUGAACUCGGGAGGUGAAAGGAAGUUUUAUUUUGAAAGUUUAAAGCCUCCUGAUCCGCGCCCUCUACUGGUGUGUUUGUGAAUAGUGGCGAUUUAUUGGUUCACUCUGACAGGUGGGCGGAGUUUACUCACUGGACCAAUCAGGUUGCAGGGACAGAUCUGUUUCUGGAGUUUUAUUGUGAAAUUAUUUGUUGAGGUUUUCCUGUUAAAGAGAGCACAGCGACACCAAGUGGACAGACGUGCUCUACUGUGGGCCUGUCAGUGUGAUGUCAUCGUGAUGUCAUCGUGAUGUCAUUGUCCGUUGAUGUAAAUGAAGGAAACUGUCUUUAUAAUGUCGAAAAAUGCUGGAAUCAUUAAAAGAUGAAUAAAGUUUAUGAAGAAAA